GUUUGUUUUUGCCGGGAGAGGUCGCAUGCUUUAACACAGCAGCAAUGGGAUGAGUCUCGCGAAGCAGGAGGAAACAGACUUGAACGGUCAUGUAGUUACAUCCAAAACUUCAUGUUAACAACAGCAAAGCAUUUUGGAGAAACCUCAUCCAUGCUAUGAAUGCCCAAUUGCGCUUUUGGUUGCGGGAGUUGUAGCUUCGACCCGUCGAGAGAACCAGCCCAACACAGAAGAGCUUCAGGACCCGACCAUGUGCGAGUUAGUGAUGCAGUCCAGACUCAUGGACCGAAAAAGUAGCUUUUUUAAGCUGAUCGACACAUUCUCCUCGGAGAUCUUGGAGCUAAAGCAAGAGAUGGUCCAGCCAGCCAGAGAACCAGAGAAUGAGAUAUUACAAGGGCUUGAAGGAGAGGUCAGUGGCCUGUUCCUGCAAUCUUCUGCCUGCGCUGGCGCGCCAGGAGUGAGGGAUUCUGGGUAUGACUCUCUUCGCAGACGCAUGAGCAUCCUGGACAGACUGAUGCAGACGCACUCUGUAUGGCUGCUGCUGUCACUCUGCGAUGAGGAAGCCAGGCGCAUUCUCCAGCCGCAACCAGCAGGGAGUUUUGUGGUGAGAAGGUGUGCAAAAUUACAGAAAAAGGUGAUUUCCAUGCGGAUGGAUAGUGACGCACACAUAGUUCGGGACUUCCCAGUUAAAGAGAGUCAAUACACCUUUUCCCUGGAGGGCUCGGGAAUCAGCUUCGCAGACCUCUUUCGGCUGGUGGCUUUCUGCUGUAUCAGCAGGGACGUUCUGCCCUUUACCCUGAAGCUCCCAGAGGCGAUUAGUGCAGCAAAGACACCUACAGAUCUCGAGCAGGUGGCUCAGUUAGGAAGAGGUUUCUGGGACUCUGAGCUGUGCAAUAAGAGGAAGCAUUGUGUAACCGAAGAGCCUGUUUGUGAAAGUCCACAACAGAGAUUAAAACAGUGGGACAGCAAGGUUUCCCCAAGAGACAGUGUCCCAGUGAUCCCACGCACUCGCUCUCCAUCUGAGCUUGAAUGCAGUCAGUCCAACGGAGCAUUGUGCUUCAUCAAUCCCCUAUUCCUGCAAACACACAAGCCCAACCCCAGUCCAUCGCCCGAGAAUCCAGAAACAUCAACAUCCCCAGGCAACAAAGAGCGCCAGCAGAACAGGGAGAGCAGCGUCCUCUUUCGUGCAAGCAGCAAACACGUCAAAACCAAUUUUGGUUUGAGUAAAUCCAAAAGUACAUCACGCACCCCACCACCUCGGCCCCCACCUCCCCGCUUCGGCUCUGGCAGAUCGGGCAUCCUUCGUAAACAGAAGACCAUGCCCGAGACAGUCAGCUGGAUCAAAACACCUCAGGAAAAGGGCAGCCUGCUGGGAAGAUUGGGAUCCUCCUUAAAUUCCUUAUCUCCAUCAAACUCUCCACCCAAAAGGUUCAGUAAACCCAUCCAGGUGCCUUCAUCCCGCAAUAAGAAUUCCUCAACUCUGCUUGAUGCAGAUAAUAUCCGCUGCCAAAUGGCUCUGGACGAUCAGACCAUUGAGGAAGCAGUGUCUUGGAGCUUGGCCAGGCUCAACUCUAAUGCCGUGGAGAGCGGCAGCCCCGCGGACGAGCACACGACCACUGGACGAGAGCGGCUGAGUGACAUCAGCAUCUCCACCUCGUCCUCAGACUCUCUAGACUUCAGUCACAGCUUCUCGCUGCCCAUGGAAGCCAGUAAAUGUAUGACCGAUCGCCCCACCGGAGACAGCAGCCUGGAGGAGGAGGAAGAAGAGGACGAUGGCAUCAACUUAGAGAGCGACCAGGAGGUUCCACCACCUUUCAAGUCAAAGAAGCGGCACAGUGCCGGCACAUUCGCGCUGCCACGUUCACUGAGAGGACAUUUCCGCAAAAUGAGCAGCGUUUUUAACUCUUUGAUGACGCCUGAGAAGAGAGCUAUUCGGAAGAUCGUGGAGCAGUCCAGGGAUAAAGGAACUUACUUUGGCUGCCUGGUGCAGGACUACUUGAGUUUCCUACAGGAGAACUGUGGCUGCCACACGUCAGGCUUGGAUCUUCUGCAGACUGUCAGACAGUUUAUGACGCAGAUGAAGUCCUACCUGCUGCAGAGCUCUGAGCUUGACCCACCUAUUGAGUCUCUCAUUCCAGAAGACCAGAUUGACCAGGUGAUGGAGAAAGCCAUGCACAAGUGUGUGCUGAAGCCCCUGAAACCCGUGCUAGAAGCCGCUUUGCAGGACUUCCAGAAUAGCAGUGGGACUUGGCAGCAGUUGAAAGAGAAUCUGGUUUUGGCCAAAGCCAAGCAUCCUCAGGAGAUGGGUGUGGACGGGGGCAUUUCCCCUGACCCCGUAGCGAUAGAGAAAAUUCGCCACAAGUUCCAGAACAUGUGCAAGAUGUACUCACCUGAGAAGAAAGUGUUUAUGCUUCUUGGUGUUUGCAAACUUAUCUACACCAUAAUGGAAAACCACUCAGGGAGGAUGUAUGGGGCGGAUGAUUUCUUACCUAUGCUGACAUAUGUGAUGGCCCAGUGUGAUAUGCCACAACUAGACGCUGAAAUCGACUACAUGAUGGAGCUGCUUGACCCAUCACUGCUCAACGGAGAAGGAGGAUAUUACCUGACCAGUGCAUAUGGAGCAAUGUCUCUCAUCAAGAACUUCCAGGAGGACCAGGCAGCCCGUGUGCUGAGUUCUGAAACCCGUAACACACUGCACCAGUGGCACCGCAGACGCACAGCUCAGCGUACCACUCCAUCUGUGGAUGAUUUCCAGAACUACUUGCGGGUGGCACUGCAAGAUGCAAGUAGCGGCUGCACUGCCAAAACCCUUCAGGUGCAGCCCUACGCCACAACGGAAGACGUGUGCCAGAUAUGCGCGGACAAGUUUAAAGUUUCGGAUCCGGAGAACUACGCCCUGUUCCUCUUGACAGACGAAACCACACAGCAGUUGGCACCGGACACUCACCCACAAAAGAUUAAGGCUGAACUUCACAGCCGUCCACAGCCGCAACCGUUUUACUUCGUUUACCAUCAUAUCAAAAACCUCAGCUUCACUGACCAUUCAGACGAGCUCAAUGGUAACACUGUGUCCAACUGAGAAAGAGCAAGUCUGGUUUCCUACGGGUCCUCUCCAAACUCCUUUUCGGCCUUAUUAUUCAUCUUCUUCCAUAACAACACUGCUAACGUCUGCAUUUGAAGAGGGAAGCGGAAAAUGUGUUUGGAGGAAAAAAGGGAAGGAAGAAUGUGUCUGACAGAUGCAGCGUUUUUUGUAUGCCUCGUCUUUACUAUUUCAAAACGUUUCGGGAAGUGGCACGUGACCAUCACGAGAGUAGCUGAACUGCGAAUGCUCAAUUUCAUCAAUGUAAAAACUAAAACACAUUUUGUUUGUUUUUGUUUGUUGGCCUUUGCUAUGGUGAUAGAUUGUGGCAUUGUUUAUGACUGCUUUGCCAAAUUUGAGGCACUGCUCGGUGCUUUAACUGGACACAUUUUUGCACAAAGUGAAGAAUUUUACUUAGUUCUUCCAUUGGCAUUCUUGCAGAGCUCUACGCUAAUGUGGACAUCUCGGUCACCAAGGACAUUGUGUACAUCUUUAUAUGAAUCCAGUUUAAUUUUCUAAUGUAAACCUUCCAUGAUAUUAUUGCGGUUGCUGGUAAACUGCAUUUUACACGAAUGAUUUAUUGUUAUAAUAUUGCAUGUAUCUUUGUGAAACAGGCAUUGUUGCCAGUGAUGUUUUGUUAUUUUGCUUUUAUAUGAAAUAUGAUCAAUCAGUCUUAACAUUCAUUCAGUCUUGUGGCGAAAUGGAAAUGGCAGUAUGGACUUGGUUAAAAAUACUACUGACAAACCGAUCGUUUGAGCUUGUGGUAAUCUGGAUAUGUGUUGUACUGGUUUGCAGAUUAUCAAGAACUGACAAAGGCUUUUGGCAAGUAGGGCACAUUGAAAGAUUAAAUGUGAAGUAAGAAAAAAAAUUUGUUAAGUUUGUUAACAUCACUUAAUGCAUUAGGUAUUAUAAACUAACAGUUAACAAAUAACCAAAAUACCCAAAACAGUUUGUGAAUCCAGGUUGAUAUAAUAAGAUUAGGAGGAUCAAUGUUUGAUUUCAAUCUUUGACAUGACUUUACUGGGUCAAUAUGAAUAUAUUAUGGAAGGGGUAUGCAUCGACGUCACUUCAACACAUGAACACGCCCCUUACCCUUAGAAAAGAAUGAGUGGCAAAACAUUAAACAGUGUGUCUGGGUUUAAUAGUUUAACUGACAAUUAUCAACUUAAAUUGAAUUUUGUUGGCCUUGAAAGCGACCCUAACAGCUUGCCAAACAAGCAUUAGUCCGGGGACCUUGGCAUCUGACCAUCUGAUCUCUUUUCCCGACAUAUAUGUUUGUCUUGCCUAAUACUACCAAACGAUAGCUCCAAAUUCUUGGUAAAUCUGUUUGCGCAGUCGAUCAUACAACAACUUCUCCCCUUUUAGCCGCGUUUUCGCGGAUACGCGGUCGCUCCCUCUGGCGACUCAAUGGGCGUAACCGCAAUCACUUCCGCCAAAGUGACGUCACGCGCAUGUCCUCUAGAAAUUAAUAUUACCCAGAAUAUCUUCACAGUUAUGUCAUUACUCAUUACCUAUUGCCUUGACUAAUGUUAACAAAUUGAACCUUAUUGUAAAGUGCUACAGUGAUAAAGUUUGACAUGAAAGAAAAGGCAGGUUAAAGAGACAUUAAUAAAAAAAGUCAACAAACAAAUGAUUUUUGUGUGUCACUGUAAAGUGCUAUCAGGAAUGUCAGUUACAUGGAGAAUACUUUACCUUCAUAACUAUACUCAUAACCUCAUAACUAUAAUAACUUACCAAGUAUUUGAUUUUUUACUAAUGUACUUUAUGUUUGCAUGUCGGUGUAAACUCUGGGCAUUUUUUUUAAGAGACUGAGCUGGAAUGCUCUGACCAUUUAUUGAUAUAAAACACUAGCUACAUCUGAAACACAAACUAAGUUUCGUGUCUUGAAAAGUAUUUUAAAGUGAUUGAUUUUAACAGGAUAUUUUAAACCUGAUAAGUGAACACAUAUUUAUAUGAAAUCUGUGCGGGAAUUUUUCACAGAUCUGAGCUCUUGAUUCAAAUGUAUUGUGUAUUCAUCUGAAUUCUAGAAGAGUUCAUUCUUUAUAUUUGCCUUUUUAUGUACACUUUUGCGCACAAUAAAUUGUCAAACAAUU
Messenger RNA from Paramisgurnus dabryanus, 5169 nucleotides. RefSeq names its product Ras and Rab interactor 2a (gene rin2a). The record is from RefSeq and is a predicted model, not a curated record. NCBI's taxonomy places the organism in Eukaryota, Metazoa, Chordata, Actinopteri, Cypriniformes, Cobitidae. Gene Ontology annotation, molecular function: small GTPase binding; guanyl-nucleotide exchange factor activity. Gene Ontology annotation, cellular component: cytosol; endocytic vesicle. Gene Ontology annotation, biological process: signal transduction; vesicle-mediated transport.